Molecule: messenger RNA, 1347 nt
Organism: Branchiostoma belcheri (Belcher's lancelet)
Lineage: Eukaryota; Metazoa; Chordata; Leptocardii; Amphioxiformes; Branchiostomatidae
Product: galactose-3-O-sulfotransferase 2-like
Exons: 2
Coding region: 1-1347 (448 amino acids)
Biological process (GO): glycolipid biosynthetic process
Cellular component (GO): membrane
Molecular function (GO): galactosylceramide sulfotransferase activity
Source: RefSeq, a predicted model, not a curated record
AUGAAGACUGAAACGCAGCAAGUCGUCUUCUUUCUUGUCAUCCUGGUGACUGUGGGCAUGUUUAUUUUGCUUUCGUCAUCACGUCACAUGGAAAGGUCUUAUUACAGUCCACCUGUCCUAGCGUCACGGUCACGUCUUUGCCGUCCUGAAACCAAAGUCGCCUUCAUCAAAACCCACAAGACGGGAAGCAGCUCUAUGAUGCAAAUAUUUCAGCGCUUCGGCUAUCUUCGGAACCUCUCGUUAGUGCUGCCUAAAUUGGGCAACAUCAACGGUUUGUAUCCGUACAGCAUUCUGGACCCGAGUAAGUACCUUCCGCCGGAGAACAAGGAGUUCGACAUCUUGACACAUCACACCAUCUACGACCGAGCGAGGAUAACAAAGCUGCUAUCUGAUAACGCUACAUUUGUAACCAUCAUCAGAGAACCCAUGGACCGUCUGAAGUCUGCCUUCAACUUUUACAAGUUGGACAAGAAGCUCCACAUUCACGGACCAAACGCCCUCCUGAAGUUUCUGCAAAACCCAGAAAAAUAUGAAAACAAUAUCAAAGGGCCAAAACCUCACUUAACAAAAAACAACAUGGCAAUAGAGUUGGGAUUCCCCCUCAACAUCCUCUCAUCCGGGGUAAAGGACGACAACAUCCGGGACUUUGUCGACAAGAUCUCGCAAGAGUUUGACCUAGUGAUGGUGAUGGAGUAUUUCGACGAAUCGUUGGUGCUGCUGAGGCGGCUACUCUGUUGGGACAUGCAGGACAUUCUCGGCUUUAAAUACAACAGUUAUAAGUACGGAAUCGGUGACGCUAGCUUCCCGAAGCAGCUUGUAGAAAACUACCGGCGGCACGACGCCAUCGACUACGCGCUCUACGAACACUUCAACCGGACAUUGUGGAGGAAGAUCAAGAUGGAGGGUAGCGACUUCCGGGAGGAGCUGGCUCACUUCCGGUGGCUGCAAACAACGAUGAAAACCCAGUGUAACCGAGAGUCUGGUGACUUCGCUCCAAUCUACAUCGGUGAAACUGCCUGGAAUGCCGGAUUCCACAUGGAUGCAACGUUUUGUACCUGGAUGAAGGCAUGGCAUAUGUGCUAUUUUACCUUACUUCGAGACAGGAAUCUCAGAAUUCAGCAAUUCAAGAAGAAAAGCCCCAUACCUUCAAAGUCGACGUGUGGUGGGUUCCACUGCCAACCGUACUGUGUCCUGUGCGAGGAAAUUAAGAAGCAGUGCACGCUCCACGAGUACGCCGCGCAUCUCUACCGGGAGGGUCUUCUGUCGCCGACCCAGUCAAGUUCUGCAAAAUUGUCAAAGUCGAAUUCAAGGCAUAGCCAUGGCGGGAAGCCGGAACCGCUUACUUAA